AUGUCCUUCAGCUUCGGAAACACGAACGCCACGCCCACGUCGAACAGCGGCUCGACCCCUGCGGCUUCUGCACCGGCAUCUGGAGGUCUCUUCGGCGGCGCCUCUACCGGCACUCCCAGCUUUUCUUUCGGUAACCUGGGAAGUAGCAAUACACCCGCCGCCGGGUCGAGCAGUGGCACGCCGGCUUCCAGCGGAUCACUCUUUGGACAGAACGCUGGCCAGAAACCAGCAGGCGGGCUCUUUGGCGGCGGCACUUCAGCCGCCUCAACUGGAACACCCACAUCGACUGGCGGUGGUCUCUUCGGGGCCAAGCCUGCGGCUGGCGCAUCAUCGACUCCGGCUGCUUCUGGCGGUCCAUUCGGUUCAAACACCGGCUCCUCUACUCCCAGCACAUCUGCACCCCCCUCAGGAGGUCUCUUUGGCGCUGCUACAGCCUCGAGCGGCACCCCUGCUGCAUCUUCUGGUGGGCUGUUUGGAGGAGACAAGGCUGCGGCAAAGCCGGCAGUGAGCUUGUUUGGCGGCGGAAACACUGGAGGCUCUUCUACACCUGGCGGUUUGUUCGGUCAGAAUGCAUCGUCAAGCUCAGCGACAACAACUGCUCCUGCUUCCAGCGGGGGUUUGUUCGGUGGCAUGAACAAGCCUGCAUCAAGCACGCCAGCUACUAUUGGUGCUUCCGCAACUCAGGCUACACCUGCAAAGCCCGCCUUCUCACUCGGAGGAUCAACAACGCCGGCUGGAGCUCCUCCUGCGGGCGCGAACAAGCCUGCGACAGGUGGACUUUUCGGUGGUGCCGCACCAUCUGGCUCGGCAGCCCCGUCUCCCUUUGGUACUGCGGCGGCCAAGCCGGCGGAGAACAACAGCGCAGGCGGUCUUUUUGGUGGCGCUGGACAGUCCAAGGCUGCUUCCACAGCCCAGCCGGCCAGUGGGGGCUCUCUCUUUGGCGGCCAGGCGCAGCAACAACCUGCCGCUAGUGGUGGUCUCUUCGGAGACCAGAAGCCGGCCACAACCGCGGCACCCAGCACUGGAGGUCUCUUCGGUGGCCAGGCUGCUGCUACCACUUCCUCAGCCCAGCCUGCUUCGACAACUUCCACAGCUCCCGCAGCAGGCGCCUCUUCUCUCUUCGGUGGCGCCAAGCCUGCUACCCCUACCACCUCGGCUCCGGCUGCGUCAUCUACCGGCGGCUUAUUCGGCGGUAACACAUCUUCGACGCCGGCUGCGGCGACGACACAAGCUGGCUCUUCUGCAGGGGGCCUUUUUGGAAAGCCUGCUACUACCGCAUCUGCGGCCCCCGCUGCCACGGCGGCUCCUUCGUCGCUCUUCGGCGGACAGACAUCCGCGGCUCCUGCCAACAAGCCUGCGAGCGGCGGACUCUUCGGAGGCGGCCCGGCGGCGAGCACCUCUCAACCGGCAUCAACCACUACGUCGACUGCGCCAGCGACUACGUCUGCCGCAACUCAACCAACAACAGCCCCCAGCACUACUGCAUCGGCCGGUGGUCUCUUUGGUGCCAAGCCAUCAACACCAGCUGCUGGAGCAUCAACCCAGAAUGGCACGGCACCCGCCACCACAUCCGCCCCGACUGGCAACUCAAAUACCUUGGCAGCCUCCACAACCGGCCCUACUUCUCAGCUUCCCCGUCUGAAGAACAAGUCUAUGGACGACAUCAUUACCCGAUGGGCCUCGGACUUGUCCAAGUAUCAGAAGGACUUUAAGCAUUAUGCUAAUCAGGUUGCUGACUGGGACUUGGGCCUGGUCGACAAUGGCGAGAAGAUUCAAAAGCUUUACCUAAACACUUUUGAAGCCGAAAAGGCAAGCCACGAGAUUGAGCGGCAGCUCCAGGCAGUGGAGAGUCAGCAGGACGAGCUCGAGGACUGGCUCAAUCGCUACGAAUCCGAUGUUAAGGAGAUGUUCUCCCGCCAGAUGGGACAGGGCGAGACCCUGGCCGGACCCGACCAGGAGCGCGAGCGCACAUACAAGCUCGCCGAGAAGUUGACGCAGAAUCUCGAUGAGAAGAGCAGAGACCUGUCCAAGAUGGUCAAGGAGAUCAACGACAUCUCUGGUACUCUGAGCAAGGGCACCAAACCCGAGGAUCCCCUGAGCCAGAUCGUCCGUGUUCUUAACGGCCACCUCUCGCAACUCCAGUGGAUCGACACCAACGCCGCGUCCCUACAGGCCAAGGUAUCCGCCGCUCAGAAGGCGAACAACAACCUUGGCAGCCAGUAUGGAGCGCCAGAGACAGAUGCGGCGGAGAGCUUCUACCGAUCUUACAUGGGUCGGCGAUGA
Colletotrichum higginsianum IMI 349063 is the source of this 2283-nucleotide messenger RNA. Its product is annotated as Nuclear pore glycoprotein p62. Gene Ontology annotation, cellular component: nuclear pore; nuclear pore central transport channel. Gene Ontology annotation, biological process: RNA export from nucleus; protein import into nucleus. The transcript has 2 exons. Bases 1 to 2283 code for a protein of 760 amino acids. Lineage: Eukaryota; Fungi; Ascomycota; Sordariomycetes; Glomerellales; Glomerellaceae. The record is from RefSeq and is a predicted model, not a curated record. Gene Ontology annotation, molecular function: phospholipid binding; structural constituent of nuclear pore.